UCGAUCCAGACACCACCGACUCGAAAACAAUGACCACGUGCGACGGCAUGGACGUGACUUCGUCGGGAUCCCAUCUUGUCGUUAGCACGGGUGCGGACGCUCUGGCGACGUCGAGCGUGGCUUUGUUGUCAACAAGCGACGACAGCCGUGUAUCGAUACCCACCACCGAACACUGGUUGGCGAGCUUGGCGUUCAAUCCGAACAGAAGUCGCGUGUAUACCGUGGGAGUGAGUAGUAAUUACUUUCAGCUUUACUCUGCUGCGAUGGUCGAGGAAGCCGACGCUGUUCCUCUAGGUGGGGAGAGCGUCUUCGAGGUGGUCGCAAGCAUACCGAAGCAUGGGAUUCCCGACGUGGGCGCCAUAGUGUCCGGGCCACAGAGCCUCGAUCCGGAAGGGAAUUGCCUUUACUUCGUCAAUGAUGACAUUCUUAGGUUGUGGGGAAUCGAUCUCUCGUCCUUGUCGAAGACACCGACAUUCGUUGCGGGAGCCGGCGGCCUGGGAGUGGAAGAUGGCGCUGCUUCCAUGGCUUCGUUCUACGAUCCGAAGGCUGUGGCCGUUACGCCUGACGGAUGCAAUCUCUUAGUUGCUCAGCGCAAUGGAUAUUUGCGUUUGAUCAGACUUGGCACGCCCUGUGGACCGACACUGAGCGUGCAGACAGUGGCGGCCUACGACACAAUUGGGCUAUAUGGAUUGGCGCUACGCGCCAAUGGCGCAAGUCUACACGUGUACCUGGGAUCGACCGACGAACACGUGUUUGAGCUGGAGAUAGACCAGUUACUGAUGAAUACUAGUAGUCGCGAGAUGAUGGCGAGCCCGUCCUCGUCAUCACAGCCGCCGCCGGUCCUCGACCCAGGCGUUCCCAGCUCAGACUCGCCUGGUUCAGACGACCUAGUCAAUGUAGUCAUCUCUCCCGUUUCUUUCCCUUCCUCUCUCUCCCUCCCUGCAUCGGAUCCUUCUAUCGUCCUUUCUUCUUCUCAAGUCGCCCCUACAGCCCCACUUGUCAAGGCAUCUAAGCGCGAUCCGGUUCAACCGGUUGUCCUCAUUGUGGUUCCGGUUCUAUCUGCGGCGGCCGUGGGUGUCAUCGCCUGCGCGCUGUUCUUGAACUUUCGGUCGCACUGCUGUCGCCUUAAAGAGCCGCCUGGUGGRGGGAAGGGUUGCGCAAGCAUCGAGGUGCCAAUGAACAGCGGCGGCGGGUCAAGCGUGGAGCGGCCGACCGAAACUACRGUUCUCAGCUACAGCAAGGACGGAUGUCUCUGUCCAGAGGGAGACGUCCAGCUGCCCGACGUAACUGAGUUCACACUCGCUGAAUUGUGCGAGUGCACCGGUGACAUCCACUCCCGCAAUAUUAUUGGUCGUGCCGGAGCUUUCGGGACUGUUUACCGCGGUAAAUUGGGCAACCAGGAGGUCGCGGUCAAAAUCAUGCACGGGUAGGUGACGGCGAUGAAGCGGAGACAGU
This is a messenger RNA of Chara braunii, 1455 nucleotides long. The record is from the annotation of a GenBank genome assembly. Lineage: Eukaryota; Viridiplantae; Streptophyta; Charophyceae; Charales; Characeae.